AUGCCUUCUCUUUGCGCUCCCUGUGAUCGUUCUUUCAGUAACGACGAGGCGCUACGGCAGCAUCUAAAAACUUCACGGGCCCAUGGUCAAUUCAACUGCGAUACUUGCGACCGAAAAUUCAUGACCAAAGAUGCGCUAGAGCAGCAUCUGAAAACCUCCCCUGUUCAUUUACCAUCUGUUCAUUUACCGUCUGUUCAUUUACCGUCCGUAGACUGUAAGCCAUGCGGUCGAUCCUUCAAGAGCGAGGAGGCGUUGCAACAGCAUCUGCAGUCGCCAGCACAUGCACCUACUUUUGACUGCAAAAGUUGCAAUCGAUCUUUCAAAAAUGACGAGGCGUUGAAACAGCAUAUGAGAUCUCCAGCUCAUGAUCCAACCUGCAAGAAUUGUGAUCGAUCCUUCAAAAGCGAUGAAGCACUGCAACAGCACAUGCAGUCGCCAGUACAUGCACCGACCUUUGACUGCAAAAUUUGUAGUCGAUCUUUCAAAAGCGAUGAGGGACUGAAGCAGCAUAUGAAGUCACCGGUUCAUGAUUCGACCCUCAACUGCCAGACUUGUGAUCGCAAAUUCCAAAGCAAGGAGGCUUUGGAGGCUCACUUGCGUGACUCUCCAGUCCAUGGACGGAAAUCGAAAACCCCCUUGGACACGUUCUUCGGGUCUUUUCGAAGUUUCAAAUACGACCCUUCUAUCCCGCCAUCCACGUCGUAUGCCAAAUUACGAGACCAAAAAGGCUGGGAACGGGGUGAUCCCGAGGGGGAUGAUGCGUGGGACAGAUAUCAAGAUGCAUUGGCGACCGAGCUUGAGAUGUGGUUUGGCGCAGAGGAUGAUCUGACGGCCUGGCAUUCGCUCUGCCGUGCAGUAGGCAUCGAGCCCCUUCCGCCAACGUGUGCGCUAUGCAAGAAGGCUGCUCGAAAUACGCACGUCAAUAUCGUGGAUUUGAUUGAUUGGAGGCGAAAUCAAAGUCAGCAAAAGGUUCGGAUAUUCAGAGACGUUGAUAGCCUGCGAGCCUACACCAGGGAGACUAGGAAGAUAUUCCGCAACCCGUACUACGACGACGAAGAUGGUGGUAACAUGGUGUUGAGACACCUCCUUCGGAGGAUCUUUUGCUGA
Messenger RNA from Clonostachys byssicola, 1107 nucleotides. The record is from the annotation of a GenBank genome assembly. Lineage: Eukaryota; Fungi; Ascomycota; Sordariomycetes; Hypocreales; Bionectriaceae.